Aspergillus campestris IBT 28561 is the source of this 544-nucleotide messenger RNA. RefSeq names its product cytochrome c oxidase subunit VIb. Gene Ontology annotation, cellular component: mitochondrion; respiratory chain complex IV. The transcript has 6 exons. NCBI's taxonomy places the organism in Eukaryota, Fungi, Ascomycota, Eurotiomycetes, Eurotiales, Aspergillaceae. Bases 78 to 356 code for a protein of 92 amino acids. The record is from RefSeq and is a predicted model, not a curated record.
CCCCCCCCCUCUCUCCACCACCCCUCCUCUCCCACUUUAUACCCCGGAAACCCUUCAAGUUUCUUCUCACAGCCAAAAUGGGUGCCAUUCCUGACGCCGAUCCCGAGGAGCCCCAGGAGACCAAGCCCUUCAAGUUCGUGACAGCCAGCUACGACGCUCGCUUCCCCCAGCAGAACCAGACCAAGCACUGCUGGCAGAACUACGUCGACUACUACAAGUGUGUCAACGCCAAGGGCGAGGAUUUCCGUCCCUGCACUCAGUUCUUCCACGCCUUCCGAGCACUCUGCCCCAAGGCCUGGACUGACCGCUGGGACGGCCAGCGCGAGGCCGGCAACUUCCCCGCUCGUCUGGACUAGUGCAUUCCCAUCGUUGAUCGCGAUUGUUGAUUGCUGUUAAGUUCUUUUCCUCUCAACAUGUACUCUAUGUGGUCGAAGCGGGAAUAGAUCCGGGCCUGGGGUGACUCCGGGCGCCGGGUGUAUAUAGUCUCGCGUUAGCUCAAGCCAAUGUGCAAUUAUGUGGUUGGAAGAUACAAGAAAAAAAAAAA